CGGCCGACUUCUAAAAUCCGGAACGUGGACCAGGCUUCAAUUAUUUAGACGGCGUUCGAUUUAAAUAUCUCCAGCUUUCCCAAAGUCUUCUGUGCAUUUCCUGUUCUGCUUUAGGUCUCGAGAAUUAAUCGGCGAAGAUUGAGUAAUGGCACUACCCAAGGCUAAGGAAAUUAUAGCUACCAACCCCGUCGUCGUCUUCAGCAAGUCAUACUGUCCGUUCUGCGUGAGCGUGAAGAAAUUGUUGACGGAGAUUGGUGCUUCCUUCAAGGCUAUUGAAUUGGACACUGAGAGUGAUGGAAGUGAGAUACAAUCUGCAUUGGCUGAAUUGACUGGACUACGCACUGUUCCGAAUGUCUUUAUUAGUGGGAAGCAUAUUGGUGGCUGUGACGCAACAACUGCUAUGCACAAGGAUGGAAAUCUUGUCCCGCUGCUAACUGAAGCUGGAGUGCUUGCCAAAUCUUCUGCUUAAAGGACUCUAGAAUUGCGUGUCCUGCUAAAUAUGGUGAAAAAGGAUAAAUAAAUGCUCCUUAUUUAUUUUUAUUUUGGUUCUAUCGAUGUUUUAUUCUGCUGGUGUCUUUUCUUAAGAACUUGUGGAUUGAUAUGAUGUUUAUUGUUGAAGUUAUGUGUGCAUCAGUUCUAAGAUAAAUUUACAUUGUCGUGAGUCUCUAUGCAUUGGAAGUUUUUUCA
Molecule: messenger RNA, 687 nt
Organism: Olea europaea var. sylvestris
Lineage: Eukaryota; Viridiplantae; Streptophyta; Magnoliopsida; Lamiales; Oleaceae
Product: glutaredoxin
Exons: 4
Coding region: 146-469 (107 amino acids)
Biological process (GO): cellular response to oxidative stress
Cellular component (GO): cytoplasm
Molecular function (GO): glutathione disulfide oxidoreductase activity
Source: RefSeq, a predicted model, not a curated record